CUGGGUGGACACUAUGUGGAAGCCUGGGACAAUACACCAUUCGUUCCAGGAGGAUGCUUUCAGCUGUGGUGUCUUUGUGAUGCAGAUGGCCAAGCAGGUGGUGGAACACUUUCCAAACAUUCCUGAGAGCAUCAACAUAAUACCCAGCAAAGAGGAGAUGUGCCACAUCAGGAAAAAUGUUGCCAAAACAAUUUUGCAGGCAUCAGUGUCGAGAGAUGAGUAUUGCUCUGUAUGUGGACAAAAAGACACUAAGGACCAAACAGAGGAGCUCUGCACCUGGGUUCAAUGUGAAUUAUGCCAGAGGUGGUUUCAUGUCCAGUGCCUCGAAAUUAAUCUGCCACCAAAAGAGGAACCAUGGAUUUGUGGUUUGUGUUUGUAAGCUAUUCAGUUAGAG
Xyrauchen texanus (razorback sucker) is the source of this 394-nucleotide messenger RNA. RefSeq lists its product as uncharacterized. NCBI's taxonomy places the organism in Eukaryota, Metazoa, Chordata, Actinopteri, Cypriniformes, Catostomidae. The transcript has 4 exons. The record is from RefSeq and is a predicted model, not a curated record. The coding region runs from base 14 to 379 and encodes 121 amino acids.